This is a messenger RNA of Tetranychus urticae (two-spotted spider mite), 3632 nucleotides long. RefSeq lists its product as uncharacterized. Gene Ontology annotation, biological process: anatomical structure morphogenesis. The record is from RefSeq and is a predicted model, not a curated record. NCBI's taxonomy places the organism in Eukaryota, Metazoa, Arthropoda, Arachnida, Trombidiformes, Tetranychidae.
UAUAAGUUUGGUGAUAACUGAACAUUAACUAACAUGGUUUGGUAGCUGAAAGGUUCAACUAGAAUUGAGAAGUAAAAAAGGUUUUAAGUAUUGAAUGAAAGAUUUAUGUUUAGCCGGUGAAUUGGUGCCAAUUGAUAUCUUUGCUUCAACAGUUAAUCUUAUAAGCCCAAGAAAAUUAGGAAAACGGACUUUUCCUGCUUCCCUUAUUUAUUUAUUUAUUUAAUUUAUUUUAAUUUAUAAGUUUAAUUAUCACCUUAACCACCAUCUUCCUAGUUUAUUCAAAUUUUGUAUCUACACUUGUGAUUCCAACUUGCCUAACAUUAUGGGUCCAAUUGAGUUCCUAUUAAUACCAUUGAUUUUCAUCAUCUCAGCCUCCGGUCAAACCGAGAUUGACUCAUCAAUUGAUCAAGGAUUACCUUCGUCAUCUUCAGUUGACUGUUUACCACCUUACAUGUCUACCUUUGAACUUGUUACUGGAUAUGUUUUUUCAUCGGCUGAUGACACAAUGGAGACCAUUUCAGGAGUUUUACAAUUAACUGAAUGUUUAAGCAAAUGCGGUGAAAAUGUUACCUGUCGAUCGGUCAACUUUGAAACUGGACUUUGUGUUCUUUUACGCUCGGAUGCCUCAAUUAAACCCGAAUCCUUGCAGCCCUCGCAGUUUCCAGUCUUCACCAUUUACGCUCAAAAAUCAUGUCUAAAGGGUCUUGAAAAUAAAUCUUGUCUAUCUUCAUGGUCUUUUGAAAAGGUUAUUGGAUAUGAGCUUCGUAAAUACGAGAAAAGACGAUUAAAUGUUACCAGCAAAAACGAAUGUCUUGAAGCCUGUCUUCUUGAGAGUUCAUUUAAAUGUCGAUCCGUAAACUAUGAUAAUGGAACCGGUGAAUGUUCAUUAUCUGAUAUUGAUAGACAUGCCAUUCCAACGAAACCACCAAGGCGAGAUUUUGCACCAUCAAUAUCGUCUCCAUCACAAACAAUUGACUAUUAUGAAUCUAAUUGUAUUGAAGAACCUAAAACCAUGUGUUCGUUUCAAGAGGUAAAGGGCAAAGUAUUGAAGACUGUUGACUCAAUUCAUCCCAACAUCAAUACCACAGAGGAAUGUGAAAAGGCUUGUCUCAAUGCUAUUUACCGAUGCUUCUCUUAUGAUUUGGGUGAACCUAAAAAUGGACGAGUUUGUCGAACCAGUCAUUUAGAGUCUGUUUCAUUGACUCACAUCGAGGAACCUCAUUCUGAAGUACCCGAUGCUAUAACUUAUGAACGUGGACCGUGUUAUAAAUUGAAAAUUGAUUGCCGAGCAAAGGAGAUGAUUGCUUCCAUACAGACAACCAAGCUCUUUAAUGGAAAGGUUUACGCUAAAGCAAAGCCAACAGCGUGUGUCAACGAUGUUACCAAUCAACUUGAUUUUGAUCUGGCUAUGCCUUAUCAUGAUAUAUUGUGUGAUGUAAAGCAAAAGGAAGCCGGAACCUUCGCCAAUGACAUUGUCAUUCAACAUCAUGAUAUGGUGGUAACCACCAAGGACAUGGGACUUUCAGUCAACUGUAACUACGAUCUGUCCAAUAAAAGUGUCACUAAUCAAUCACCCAUCUCAAUCGAAGCUGAUGAACUUGAACGAGAUGAAGCCAAUGUGCAUUCUCAGGUUGUUGGCUCUCCAAACAUAACAAUGCGAGUUGUUGAUAAAGAUGGAAAUGACAUCACCAGUGCUCAAGUUGGAGACUCUUUGACGAUGCGAUUUUCAAUUGAUGAUCCAAGCAGUCCAUACAAAAUGUUCAUAAGAGAAUUGGUUGCUGUUGAUGGAAUGGACGUUUCGGAUAUUUUGCUUAUUGAUGGAGCUGGUUGUCCAGUUGAUAUAAACAUCAUGGGUUUUGUAUCAAAGGUUGAAGCUGAAGGAACUUACUAUCUGGAUGUUCCUUUCGAUGCCUUCAAAUUCCCUACUUCAGAUAUUGUCCAAUUCCGUGCCUUAGUUACACCAUGUUUAACUGGUUGUGCUCCUGUUCCCUGUGUUACACAAACUGCUGAUGGUAAAGUCCAAGAAAGAGAUUCUUAUGGUAGACGAAGACGACGACGACGAUCAGCCGGCAAAACUGAGGAAGAAAAGGAUCUUUUAAUGACACAAUCCAUUAAGAUUACUGAUGUUUUUGAAUUAGAUGGUAAACAGCGACCAGGUGAUAAGAAUAGAAAUUCAUUAGGAAAACUCGAUGAAUCAGAUGGUUCCAGUCCAAAUGACUACUUCCUUUACACAUCAAAGGAUGGAACUGAAUCUGUGCGAAACAUUUUCACUGGUUCUUGUAUCAACAUGGCUGGUUUCACAAUUGCAUGUGGUUUAUUUUUGGUAGCUCAGUUAAUCAUGUUAGUUGUUUGGGCCUGUUGUUGGCAGCGUAAAAUAAACUCGACGUAUAAUUCAUCAAAUUUCUGUGAUAAACGACGCUCUUCAUCGUCAACUCUUCCAAGUCCAUCCUACAUAUACUCAUAUGGUGGUCCAUCUGGUACUUUACCCAACAAGACCAGUGAUUCAGCUUCCAGUUUACGAUACUCAACAAUGGGCUGUCGAUAUGAAUAAGAUAAAUAAUGAUUUAAACACCAAUUUUGGAACCUUGAAAGAUACAUUUUUACUUGGUUCGACUUCCCACCUUCAUUCAUUGAAAGAUAAAACCACAUUGAAUCGCUCUUCCGGUGUCUCUGGUGCCAUACCAAACGAACCCACCUAAUUAUCCAAUAAACCAUUUCACUAUAUCAAUGUAUCAACAUUAGACGCUAAAAAUGCACACCAAUAAGGCACCAGAAUCUAGUCACGUGAUUGACGCUAAAUAUUUCGUAAAAGAUCAUAUUAAAGUGGACCUGAACAAGACUUCAUAAGUUAUCAUUCCUCAGGAAAUGUCAAUCUGGUGAUAUUGCCAUUUAAAGAUAUCAUUACAGAUAUAAAUUAAUGAUCGGGUCCAAUGUGUGUGUCUUCAACCUUAUUUAUUAAUCUUUUAAUUUAAAUUUUGCCUCUCAAUAAGUUUACUAAUUAUUUAAUCAAACCAUUAUUUUAAGGUGAAAAUUGUAAACUUGAUUUUUCACUCACGAAAAAUCAGUACUUACACAUAUCUUCAAUGUUCAUUUCUUACUUUUAAACCCAGUUAUGAAAACUAAGUUAAUUGUAACAACUAUUCAAUUUAGCUUCUCUGUUGAGGUAAACCAGUGAUAUUGUUUUGAGCCAACAAUCAGCAACUCUACUUAAUAUAACUAAUUUAAAGCAACUUGAAAACAAUUAAACAAAUAGAGAGACUCAAUUGAAUCAGAAAGGAUUGUUGACAUUUCAAUGAAAUUUAAAAUUGAAGCCAGUGUUUAGUUUGUGUUAUUGUUUUGGUCAAUAUCACAAUUUUCAUAUUGAUUGGUCGCUACGAUUAACUUAAUUCUCAUUUCUGGAUGUCCACUGUUCACUUAUUGUCCUUGUAUAGCUGACAUCGCGUGAUUAUUUUGGGGAAAACUGUUUUGGGUGCAAUCAUCAUGAUACAUAAAUAGUAUUACCAAUUAAUUUAUUAUAUUUAAUUUUCAAUUGUCCAAUCACUUUUGUAAUUUUACUUUCUGUCUUUUUUAUACUGUAUAACGGUGUGGUCUUCAUAAUUUAUCAAGAUUAAAACAAAUUUCAUGAUCUAUGA